AUGCAUCCUUCUACCUUGCUCACUUUGUGCGCUGCUGCCACAGUAUUAGCUGCACCUCAAUGGUCUCGGCCUUUCUCGACAAAUAGUAAGAAUGGUAACCCGUUCCAGGGCAAGAAGCUCUUCGCAAACCCGACUUGGGCAGCCAAGCUUGAGCAGACCCACGAUGCCUUCGUGGCUCAGGGCGAUGAAGUGAAUGCUAGCAAAGUCCGUGCUAUUCAGGACAUUGGAACCUUUGUCUGGAUCACCGACCGAGCAGGCUUGUCAAACAUUGACUCAGCGAUCACUUCUGCACGGGCGGCGAAGCGGUCCACCGGGGUUGACCAGAUUGUUGGCCUCGUUCUAUACAACCUGCCAGACCGUGACUGCAGCGCUGGUGAGAGUGCGGGCGAGCUGAGCAGUGCCAAGAACGGCCUAGAGAUCUACAAGAAUGAGUUCAUCAAGCCAUAUGCCAAGAAAGUAUCCGCCGCGAAGGAUCUCACCUUUGCCAUCGUGCUGGAGCCCGACUCUCUCGGAAACCUGGUCACGAACAUGGGUGUUGAGUUCUGCGCAAAUGCCGCGGAUACGUACAAGGAGGGCAUUGCAUAUGCCAUUUCGAGCUUACAGUACAGCAACGUUCAUCUCUACAUUGAUGCUGCUCAUGGUGGCUGGCUUGGUUGGGACGGCAACCUGGAACCUUCUGCCAAGCUCUUCGCAGAAGUAGUGCAGAAAUCCGGAAACAGCACAAAGAUCCGCGGUUUCUCAACUAACGUAUCCAACUACAACCCCUUCAACGCAAACCCCAGAGAGAAUUUCACUGAGUGGAGUAACUCGUGGGACGAGAGUCACUAUGCCUCCUCUCUUGCACCCCAUCUCGAAGCCAAUGGCCUACCCUCCCGCUUCAUCAUUGACCAGGGCCGCGUAGCGCAGUACGGUGCCAGGUCGGAAUGGGGUGAUUGGUGCAACGUAGCUCCAGCUGGCUUUGGUGCUAAGCCGGGCACACCUACGAACAACACGCUGGUGGACAGUCUGGUAUGGGUCAAGCCCGGUGGGGAGAGUGAUGGUCAAUGUGGUCUGGAGGGGGCCCCCCGAGCUGGAGCCUGGUUUGAUGAGUAUGUUCAGAUUUUGGUAAAGAAUGCGGAUCCUUCUGUCCUAUCUAAAUAG
Truncatella angustata is the source of this 1140-nucleotide messenger RNA. Its product is annotated as glycoside hydrolase family 6 protein. The transcript has 2 exons. Gene Ontology annotation, molecular function: hydrolase activity, hydrolyzing O-glycosyl compounds. The record is from RefSeq and is a predicted model, not a curated record. Gene Ontology annotation, biological process: cellulose catabolic process. The coding region runs from base 1 to 1140 and encodes 379 amino acids. Lineage: Eukaryota; Fungi; Ascomycota; Sordariomycetes; Amphisphaeriales; Sporocadaceae.